This is a messenger RNA of Cadophora gregata, 879 nucleotides long. It is a transcript of the gene EAF3, whose product is annotated as Esa1p-associated factor. NCBI's taxonomy places the organism in Eukaryota, Fungi, Ascomycota, Leotiomycetes, Helotiales, Ploettnerulaceae. The coding region runs from base 1 to 879 and encodes 292 amino acids. The transcript has 4 exons. Gene Ontology annotation, cellular component: Rpd3S complex; NuA4 histone acetyltransferase complex; nucleus. The record is from RefSeq and is a predicted model, not a curated record. Gene Ontology annotation, biological process: chromatin organization; regulation of DNA-templated transcription.
AUGUGGUUUCCCCCUCUAUUUCGAUACUCCAAAAACGUUCCUGACAACGUGCAAAAUCACAGCUGGGACGACUGGGUGCCACAAGACCGCGUCCGCAAGUUCACAGAAGAGAACAAAGAACUUGCCGCCCAACUUCACAAUCAAAUGAAGGCGCUUCAGACCAGAGGAGGACCGAAGUCCACGACAAAGGGCAGAGGCGGCCGUGCCAACGGCUCGGACUUCAGCUCGGCUCGUGGCAGUGAGGAGCGUUAUGCUUCGGCUGCUGCUCAGAGCGGACGUGGUGGUGCUCGGAGACAUAGAGAUUAUGAUCUUGAACCUGAGGAGACUUUCCACACUAGGCCAUCAAUCCACCUUCCAGUACCAGACCAUAUCAAGGCAAUUCUCGUCGAUGAUUGGGAGAAUGUCACCAAGAACCAACAACUUGUUCCCCUUCCAGCUGCUCAGCCUGUCAACAAGAUCUUGGAUGACUACCUCGAUUACGAGCAACCAAGACGCCAAGCCGGAACUGCUCAAUAUGAUAUUCUCCUAGAGGUCAUUGCUGGUCUGAAGGAAUACUUCGAAAAGACCCUUGGUCGCAUUCUCUUGUACCGCUUCGAGCGCAGUCAAUACAUCGAAGUUCGUGAAGGUUUCAACAAGGAUACUGGUGACUUUGCCGGCAAGACUGUUGGUGAUACUUAUGGUGCAGAGCACUUGUGCCGCCUCAUUGUUACCCUUCCAGAGCUCAUUGCUCAGACCAAUAUGGACGCUCAGUCUUCGAAUCGCCUUCGUGAAGAGCUUACCAAAUUAACCAUCUGGAUCGGACGCAAUGUCACCAAGUACUUUGUCAGCGAAUACGAGACUCCCAGCCCAGAAUAUGUUGAGAAGGCCCGCAGCGGAUAG